Adineta ricciae is the source of this 2172-nucleotide messenger RNA. NCBI's taxonomy places the organism in Eukaryota, Metazoa, Rotifera, Eurotatoria, Adinetida, Adinetidae. The record is from the annotation of a GenBank genome assembly.
AUGGAUGAUUGUGAAAAACAGUCUAAUCAUACAAUGCCUCGAUCGCCAAGACAAGAAACCAGUACGCGAAAGAAGAAAUAUGAUCGUUCACCAUCGGACGACGAGCCCAAAUCAUCACGUAAUCAUAAAAGUUUCAAGCGUUCAGAAAGUACCUAUUCCGACGAUGAGAAUGAUACUUCGCAGCGCCGACCGGUCUCAUCACGCAAUGGAUUGAAAUUCUCGUACAAAGAACCAUCGGAAGCUCGUACGCCAGACCAACGCUGGCGUUUAACCGUUUCGAAAGAUGACGAUGAUUCAUCAAACUAUCGUGUUUAUCGGCAAUCCAAAUAUGUAUUCGGCCGUGAUAAAGAUCAUUGCGAUAUUCAUUUACAUCAUUCAUCAUGUUCGAAUUUUCAUGCUGUUCUACAAUUCAGCUCAUGGAACAUAUCUCAAUCGACGUCAUUUGGCGACAGUUCGAAAGAAUUUAUUUUUCAGCUCGAUUCCGAUUCAUCGAAUAAACAUAGCAACGAUUCAAAACGAUCAAAUCAUCAUAGACAUCUUGAAGAAAAAGCAAAAUCAAGUGAUGAAGAGAUCGAUGAUAUCGAAAUUCCCGAUGAAGAAAAUGAAGAAGAAAUCAUUCGACAGCAACGACUUCGCCGUGAACAAUUGAAACAAAAAUUGAUCCAGAAAGAAGCUGUCGACGAAUCAUCUGUAGAUAGCGAUGCAAUGCAAGUUCAACAAUCGACACCAACUCAGAAUGAUGCGAACGAAGUCAUCAAUGUUGAAGAUGAAGAUGCUCAAGCAGCAUUUCUUAAUCAUUGCAUUGAACAAGAACGCAUUGAUUUCGAAACAAGCGCACAAAGUAAACGUGCGGCUACGAUUAAUGAUGAACCAAUGCCAGGCAACGAUGCUAAUUCUCCAUCCAUCAUGAAUCAAUUACGUAAUGAGGAAUUGGAACGAAGAAGAGCUGUUGCGAAUAAUUAUGAUAUGUUUGCCGACGAUGCGGAUUAUCUCGAUAAUAAUAGUCCCGGUGCGCGUCGUCGUCAAGGAAAUAUACGAGAAAGUGAAAAUCCACACUUAACUGAUAAUUGGGAUGAUUCCGAAGGAUACUAUCGUGUACAUAUUGGAGAAAUCUUAAACGGUCGUUUUGAGGUAUUCGGAUCAACAGGCCAAGGAGUGUUCUCCAAUGUUGUUCGAGCUCGCGAGGAAGUCAAUGGACGUAUAACCGAAGUCGCAAUUAAAAUCAUUCGAAAUAAUGAACUCAUGAAUAAAACUGGUUGGAAAGAACUAGAAUAUCUACGAAAAUUGAACGAAAACGAUCCUGAUGAUCGCUACCAUUGUCUCCGACUAUUAAGUCAUUUCAAUCAUCGAAAUCAUCUUUGUCUGGUUUUUGAACCACUCAGUAUGAACUUACGUGAAGUACUUAAAAAGUACGGCAAAGAUGUUGGGUUAAGUAUCAAAGCUGUUCGUUCAUACACCCUUCAAUUGAUGUUAGCGCUGAAACAUAUGAAAAAAUGCAACAUUCUACAUGCAGACAUAAAACCUGAUAAUAUUUUAGUAAACGACACAAAACUAGCGCUGAAAUUAUGUGAUUUUGGUUCAGCAUCAUACGCGUCGGACUGUGAAAUAACACCAUAUCUAGUUAGUCGAUUCUAUCGUGCACCGGAAAUCAUCCUAGGAAUGCGAUAUGAUUUUUCUAUUGACCUUUGGUCUGUUGCAGUGACCAUCUAUGAAUUAUACACCGGUCGAGUCAUGUUUCCGGGUAAAUCAAAUAACGAAAUGUUAAAAUUAAUGAUGGAUUUGAAAGGCAAAAUACCAAAUCGUAUUAUUCGUAAAGGAUUAAUAAAAGACAAACACUUCGAUCGUGAUUGCAAUUUUCUUUAUCACGAAGUUGAUAAAGUCACCGAACGCGAUAAAAUAUCGACUAUAACAAAUAUCAAUCCAUGCCGAGAUUUAUUAUCACUUCUGAUCGGACAUCAACGUUUACCUGAAGAUCAAAUGAAGAAAGUGUUGCAACUACGUGAUUUCCUAGACAAAAUUCUCAUGUUUGAUCCUCAAAAGCGUCUGAAUAUUAAACAAUCAUUUGAACAUCCAUUCAUUCAAGAACGACAAAAAGAGUUAGAACAACAUUGGGACUUAGUUAGGACUGAUCUCGUUGAUACAAAAAUAAACAUGAGACAAAACAGAUUUUGA